AUGGCUACGACGUAUGCCGAAACGAGCUGGGUUACAAACAGCCAGACUUGCAUCGUGCCGGGAUGUAAUAAACCUGCUCCGAACCAGUGCUCUGUUUGCCGAUGCGUCAAAUACUGCUCGCCUGAAUGUCAGACGGCAGACUGGAAAACGCACAAGAAGCUCUGCAAGCAGUUCGAGAAGCAGCGUAUCGAUUCCAUCCAGUCCAAACUCGACGGAAUUACUGCUAUCAUAAAAAGGCAGGAGGACGAGGAGAAGAAGGCAGGGAAGAGACCGGAUAAGAGAGUCUGCACGGGUUGCAACGUUCGCUUCAGGCGAGAUUACCCUAUAGACCAGGAGUGUCCGGAUUGCGGAUAUGUUGCGUGCGAGAGUUGCUCUUGCCACCACAGUCGAGGCACUUGCGAAUGCCCCAACUCCAACUUCGGUGGUCCUUACUGCAACCGCCAGCCUGCGUGGUAUCAUGGUGGGCGCGGGGGACGCUACAGUGGCGACUACCAUCCCGAGGGCUAUAACCUCGGCCCGGAGACCGAUCCCGAUUUAUAUGAGGCUGAACCACGCACGUGCGAUAACUGUGGCGAGCGCAAGUUCUGCUUGAGUCCAGCGGGUAUCCAAGAGCUCAGUCGGAUGUACUGA
This is a messenger RNA of Peniophora sp. CBMAI 1063, 630 nucleotides long. The record is from the annotation of a GenBank genome assembly. Lineage: Eukaryota; Fungi; Basidiomycota; Agaricomycetes; Russulales; Peniophoraceae.